UCUGUUCGGGUCAUUUGGUGUCGGACCGUCUAGUAAAUAACAUCGCGCUUUCUCCAGUUCUUCAAAAGCUGUGAAAUAGUAAAAAAUACUGCUAUGUCUGCAAAAGUUGAAAGUUUGAUUCCAGAAUACCUGAAUGAGGAUCUAAUUACGGAAACCCUCAUCAAGGAAUAUGAAAGCAAGGAUAUUGUGGUGGAAGAGUUCGACGUUUCUCCGGCUACGUCCGCUGGGGAUAAUUAUUUGAGCGAUGUAUUUCGAAUUCCUGUUAAGUUUCGGCGAUCACCGGCGGAGCAAAAGAGCGAGCAGAUUUCCUUUGUCGUCAAGUGUCUCCCUGAUACGGGCAAUCGAGGACCGGUGAUUGAUGAGUUGGAUGCCUUCCACAAGGAAGCUCAAAUGUUUACGAAAGUAGUACCAGAGCUAUCGAAGAUUUCCGGAAACGAGUUUUUUGCGGCCAAAUGUUUCCUAGCCACGGAUGCUCCCAACCGCAUGCUGGUAUUCCAUGACCUGAAAUCGCUCGGAUACACCAUGGCUAAUCGCCAAGCUGGCCUCGACUAUGAUCAUUGUGCCGCCAUCAUGAAGAAGAUAGGAAAAUUCCACGCUGCCUCGAUGGCGUUUUCUCGCGAAAACAUGGAUCUGCUGAACAAAUAUUUCCACUUCAAUAUGUUUAACCCCGACGUAGAUGUCAGAACCGACUGCAUAAACGUCGUCUUCGAGAAAGGUCUAAGAACACUGAUUUCUAUGAUUGAGGAGAACUGGAGCGACUUCGAUCCUGUUAUCUUGGGAAAGCUUAAGAAAAUCCAUCCUGUUUACGUUGCGAAACUGGAAGCUUGCCUGACUCAGAAAUUCGAGGAUGGUUUUAAAGUUUUGAACCACGGAGACCUUUGGUGCAACAACAUGCUAUUCAAAUAUGACGAAAAAUCAGGAAAAUUGGACGAUGUUGUGUUCGUUGACUACCAACUGAGCUAUUUCUCGAGUCCAGGAAUUGAUAUCAAUUAUGCUUUGUCAAACUGUCCUGAUUUGGAAACCCGAGCGCGCGAGGAUGAUUUGGUUGGAAUUUAUCAUCAAUCACUCAGCGAAACGCUCAAAUCGAUCAACUAUCCUUGGAUCCCAACAAUGGCCGACGUUCAACAGGAGAUCCGCCGAAUGAAGUUCUUUUCCCUAGUUUCGGUUGUAUCAAUUUUACCCAUAACUAUGAUGGAGAAAACAGAUGCUUUGGAAGUAAACUUUGAAAGCAUAACUGAUGAAAAACAAUCGGAGAUAAUUCGGAAGAUACAGUAUAGUGGAAAACAAUAUCAGGCAAUUGUGAAACCAAUGCUGGAAAAAUUUAACGAACAACAUAUUUUGGAUGUAUAAAUAUGAGAAGGAACUAAGAAAUGUGAAUAUCGCUGUCAUCUGAAAAGUCAGAUCAUCACCCAAGCAACAAUUCUUCUAAUUCAAGUUUUUUAUUGACGUGUACGAAAUUGUUAAAAAAAUUGUAUAAAAAAUUACAGAAAAAUGUAAGCUUUGUGGACAUAUAUUGUAUAAACAGAUUUUUAAGAAUGUUAUACAAUAUUUGUAUAAGAAUUUAGCAAUUUUGUAUAUGCCAAUACUGUAUACAUAUUUUGGAAGAAUAGUAAGAAAAUCUAGCUUCCGCUGGUUUGGUAUACCAAUGAUAACACAUUUCUAAAAAUAUCGCUACUGUGGGUCUUGUCCGAAGAGUUUUAUAACCAAUAAAUAACGAAAAAGUUCGUGGGAUCCGAUGUAGCGUCAAAAUGCUGUAAUGAGUGUUCUCUAAUACAUAGGCUUGUGAACGAGAACAUGUACUCACACAUUAAUAACAAAAAACGCGAAGUUUUGCUUCGGAAAAGGAUUUCCGCCUUAAUAGUCGGCUAUUUCAUAAAGUUUAGUGUAUGUACUAAUAAAAAAACCACAACAGAAACAUGUAAAAAUCUAAGCAUGUACAUUGUACAGUUAUACAACCCGAGAUGAAUUGUCGACUAAAUAAAGAUUUAUUUCCAUCACGCCUAA
Messenger RNA from Armigeres subalbatus, 2004 nucleotides. RefSeq lists its product as uncharacterized. The transcript is spliced from 3 exons. The record is from RefSeq and is a predicted model, not a curated record. NCBI's taxonomy places the organism in Eukaryota, Metazoa, Arthropoda, Insecta, Diptera, Culicidae. The coding region runs from base 94 to 1350 and encodes 418 amino acids.